Molecule: messenger RNA, 927 nt
Organism: Apis dorsata (giant honeybee)
Lineage: Eukaryota; Metazoa; Arthropoda; Insecta; Hymenoptera; Apidae
Product: protein FAM136A-like
Exons: 3
Coding region: 118-543 (141 amino acids)
Cellular component (GO): cytoplasm
Source: RefSeq, a predicted model, not a curated record
UGCACGAGUUGUAUCGUAUAGCAUGAAUACUGUAUAUAUAUUGGAUUUAUGAGAAACCGGGUACAUUAAAUUUAGUAUAUUUUAAUAUAAAUAAGUUAUUAGAAAAAUAAAUACAAAAUGGUUGAAGAACAACAAAAACGAGUCGAUGAAUAUACUAGAAAAAUAGUAGAAGAGAUUGAUAAAUCAAUGAGAAAAAUGAAGGGUGAUGCAUAUAGAUGUGCUGCAAGUUGUUGUGAUAAUGAGACUUAUAGUAUAAAAAAAAUUGAAAAUUGUGUAAGAAAUUGCAAUAAUUCUUUGGAUCAAGCUCAAGAAUAUGCUAGAGAAGAACUAGAAAGAGUUCAAAAUCGAUUACAAAGGUGUGUUAUGGAUUGUAAUGAUAGAAUAAAAGAUGCAGCAGGACCUAAUCCAUCACAGCGUGAUUUGGAGAAAUACAGUGAACAAUUUGACAAGUGUGUAACAAAAUGUGUAGAUCAUUAUUGUGAAAUAUUACCUAAUUUAGAAAAAACAAUGAAAAACGUUUUGUCUGAAAAAAAAUAUCAAUAGUAAUAUAAUAAUAAAUAAUAAAUAUAAAUAAAAUUAAUGAAUUGCAAUCUAGAGACAGUAAAAUUAUUCAAUACUAAACUGCCAAUAUUUUAUAUAUAUUAAAUAUACAUAAAAUCAUUUUAUGUAGUUUUUUACCAUGUGUAACAUAUUUUACAUUAUUAAGAGAUUUAUAAUAAAAUAUUAACUUUUUGUGUUAUUUUAUUAUAAAUCCUUUAAAAUACAGAUAAUAUUGUACAAAAACAAUUUUAACAUGUACAUUUUUAUUGCAUUUAAAUGUUUGUGUAAAUAAUAUUUUGUAUACAAAAAGAAUGUAUACAAGAACAAAAAGACCAAUAAUUUUAUGAUUAUUGUAUUUAUUAAUUAAUACACUUGAUUGCAAUGGUA